Molecule: messenger RNA, 3158 nt
Organism: Talpa occidentalis (Iberian mole)
Lineage: Eukaryota; Metazoa; Chordata; Mammalia; Eulipotyphla; Talpidae
Gene: RND2
Product: Rho family GTPase 2
Exons: 5
Coding region: 87-776 (229 amino acids)
Biological process (GO): small GTPase-mediated signal transduction
Molecular function (GO): GTPase activity; GTP binding
Source: RefSeq, a predicted model, not a curated record
CCGGUGGCGGCCGCCCGAGCGGCUGCAGCUGCGGCAGCGGGGCCCGGGAGGGGGGCUGCGCCGGGGGCCGGCGCGUAGCCGGCACUAUGGAGGGGCAGAGCGGCCGCUGCAAGAUCGUGGUGGUAGGCGACGCGGAGUGCGGCAAGACGGCGCUGCUGCAGGUGUUCGCCAAGGACGCCUACCCCGGGAGUUAUGUCCCCACCGUGUUUGAGAACUACACCGCGAGCUUUGAGAUCGACAAGCGCCGCAUUGAGCUCAACAUGUGGGACACUUCAGGUUCCUCUUACUAUGAUAAUGUCCGGCCCCUGGCCUAUCCUGAUUCAGACGCUGUGCUCAUCUGCUUCGACAUUAGCCGACCAGAAACUCUGGACAGUGUCCUCAAGAAGUGGCAAGGUGAGACUCAGGAGUUUUGCCCCAAUGCCAAGGUUGUGCUGGUUGGCUGUAAACUGGACAUGCGGACGGACCUGGCCACACUGAGGGAACUGUCCAAGCAGAGGCUUAUCCCUGUUACACAUGAGCAGGGCACUGUGCUGGCCAAGCAGGUGGGGGCCGUGUCCUAUGUGGAGUGCUCCUCCCGGUCCUCUGAGCGCAGCGUCAGGGACGUCUUCCAUGUGGCCACAGUGGCUUCCCUUGGCCGUGGCCAUAGGCAGCUUCGCCGUACCGACUCACGCCGGGGACUCCAGAGAUCCGCCCAGCUGGCAGGACGGCCAGACCGGGGGACCGUGGCCGAAGGCGAGAUACACAAGGAUCGUGCCAAGAGCUGCAACCUCAUGUGAGGGCCCAGGGUGGGGCAGUGUGAGGAGGGGCGGUGGAGGGCACACGUGUUCCCCUGCCUGUACUGGGGCUUCUGACCUCCUGAUUCUGGCUGGGACUUCAGGGUGGGCCUAGUGAGCGAUCCUGAGCAGGGAGCUGCAGGCAGAGGGUGCCAGCAUUCCUCACAUCUUCAUCCCCCUCCUCUCUACAGGAAGUUGAGAGAGCUAGCAGGGCUGGCAUCUGGGCCAGGAGCUGGGAUGGGCAGAGGGGGUUGGGGAAACUGGCAUCAAGCAGUGACCUUGACUGUCUCAGAAUGUGAAAGGUGCCUUCCUUCCCCUGGUGACACAGCCCGGUCCUGGCUUCCUUCCCUAAGGAAAGUGUCCGUGCUCUGACCUUCCCUUUUUUCUCUCCUCUCACUUCUCCAGCUGUUCUCACUCAUCCUAACCUCCAGGCAACAUGCACUAAAUUACAAGCAAAUUGAGAAGCCCCUCCCUGUCUAUACCCACCAACUCUAGCUCCUCCCCUCCCCUCCCCAACAGUCCCCAAUAAAGCCCUUGUCCUCGGAAAACGGCUCUGGCUUUAGUUUGUUGCUUCUUAAAAAAAAAAAAAAAAAACCCACAAUCUACCAAUCUCUAGCAGCAGGAGGGAAAGUUAGUCUUCAAGAAGAACUUUCCUAUCUGUGUCCACAGAGAUAGGGAGAGAGGAAGGACCUGUGGGCCAGGUCAGCAAUGUCUUUUUAGGAGCCAUAGGUUGGGGGCUGAGACAUCUUGGGAAUAUUCAUCUCAGUUCAGGGGCCAGACAACCCUAAGGCCAUCGCUGUGCUAUUCAUUAUGCCACUCAGCUGCCCCCUACACACUCACCCCAUGUAGGAUGGGGUCUAUGGAAGUGGUCCAGGCCUCUCAUUCACCACCCCUACCUCAUCUCUCCCCACUUGGAAUCUGAAGGUGCCCUGGGAUUUGUGGGGGUGGGGAGGGCAUCAGGAACCUUCACUCCCAGAAGUCAACCCUGUGCCCAGGGAAGAUUCCCAAGAGGACAGUAGUUUGAUUGUGGGGGUCUCCUCAGAGCAGGGGCUCUUGCCCUUUCCAUCCCACAUGGAAUUUUGGAGGGAGCAUCAGCUGUGAGUUUAGGGUCAUCCUCCACCCCACCCCCUAGAGAAGGAAAGCUGGUGGAGGGGCUGGUGGGAGCACUUGUUUUCAGGAAAGACAGAGCUGGUCUGUUUUCUUGGGAGUCUGGUUUCACAUUGUCCUGUAUUCCCUCUCUGGCUCUGGUCCCACUGGCCUCUUUUCGGUGACAUUCUCCCCCAGGAACCAUCUCUGGCCCUCCCCUACCCCGGUCCCAGUCAUCAUUUCCAGACACUGUGGGAGAGAACACAGACUUUCCCCUCCCAUCUGCUGGGACCCCCCAGGAACCCCCAUUUCACAGCCUGUCCCUCAUUCAUUCAGCAGAUACAUACUGAACACCCACUGUGUGCCAGGCACGGGCUGGGGAUUCUGAAAGGACCAGUCUGUGCUCUGGAGGACAGCCCAGUGGGGGAAAGAGGUAACCCAGGUGUGAAGGUGCCUGGCUGGGGAGCGACUUGUGUUCUUGGGAACCAGUCCUCUGGGCCCGGUCCUGAGGGUGAGGAGUUUGCCAGGCAGUGAAGAUGUAGGAAGCCCUCUGGGCAGAGGGGAUGGCAUGUGCACACAUGUGGAGAUGAGAAGGAGCAGGCAGUGUGGCCUGCCUUAGUGGGGAGGGCACAAGACAAGCUGGGAAGUUACAUUGAGGCCACUGAGGGGCCCACAGAGGUACCAGGAUUUCAUUCUGAGGAUGAGAGGAACCACCAGGAUUUCAAGCAGAGAAUGAAGUGACCAGAUUUGGUUUUCAGGUAGAUGGCUAUCUGGAUGAGGUGACACAGGCUGGAGCUCCUAGAGGUGUCAUUUCAAAUAGCUUGUCCUUUCACUAUGUCUAGAGCCCGGUCUCAGGACAGGAAAUCCCACCCACUCCUGGCUCAUCAGAUACCCCUUUCCGUUCCUCUCCUGCAGGUCCCUGUCCUGGCCCAUCUCAGUCUCCAGAAUUCUAGGACAGGGCCUCCCCUGGUGGCGCAGCAGUUGAGCGCUGGGUUGCGAGGCUGCCUGCAGCCUCUGCAGCGUCGGUUCGAUGCCCGGCCACCGGCAAGGUCCCACCAAAAAAAAAAAAGAAUUCUAGGUAGGACAGCUUCAAACCCACUGGGCAUCCCAUACUCACAGAGACCUGGUUAGGGACUGCCUCUGGGACUCACCCCCCUCAAAGGCCCUGAGUCUUGGAUUAAGGGUGCUAGAAAGGGCCAGGGCUCCCAGACAGCUAGGUGGCUCAGUGGAUUGUCAAAGGGCUGACCCUUCAUACCUUUCACUUGGGAUUUGGGGCCAAGUGGCUUCUCUUUUCCACAU